AUGCGGGUGCGGGUGCGGGUUACGGGCGCGGGCGAACCCGCGAGGGGUUGCGAGCACACGGGGCGCGGGGCGCGCACGGCGCACGCCGGCGCCGGCGGCCAGGGCCAGGGGAGGCGGGGCUCCAACGAGCCACCGGAGCGGCGGCGGAGCAGCGCGGGCAGAGCAGAGGCGAACGGCGGAGGCGAGGCUGCGGGCGUGCGGGCGGGGUCGCCGAAGGAGGGAAGGGCGUCGGGGCCGGAGUGGCUGGAGCGGGACGGCGGCGGCACAGCCCGCGGGCAGGGCGGCACGGAGAGGAGCGCGGCGGACGCGAGCCCAGACCAGGGGAAGGAGUUGCUAUCUGACAUACACGAUGGGGACUGCGGGCUCCACUCGUCAUCACGGACCCUCGUCGGCAAGGCAUUCCACAGCAGAUUCUACAGGCCCACAGCGCUCAACGAUGCAGCCGAGCUGGUCAAGUCUUGUGAAGCUUGCCAGUUCCACACCAAGCAGAUCCAUCAGCCCGCUCAGGUCCUCCAGACUAUACCACUCACAUGGCCGUUCGCGCUCUGGGGGCUGGAUAUCUUGGGCCCAUUUCCUCGAGCGCCAGAUCAAACCCUAGCCCUCUUCCAGCUCGCCCCCGGACAAUUUUCCCCGCCGCCGGACGUGUCCGCCGCCUCCGCCCGACGAAUCGGGGGCCGCCACGUGUCGCCCGACCCGCCGCCUCCGCCCGACCCGCCGGCUCCCUCCGCUGCCGCUCCCGCACGCCUCCCCGGCCUCGCCGCUGCCGGCCGCCGUGCCACCGCCGCCCCUCGCCUACGGCCGUCGCCGGCGCUGCCCGCCGCGCCGUGCCCCGCCGCCGCCGUGCGCCCCGCCCCGCGCAUGUCCUUCAUCUCCUCCGACCGCCGGCCGCGUCGCCCCUCUCCUCCCAUCGCCGGAGACGAGCCCGACGACCCCAGCCUCGAUCCGAUCUGGCGCAACUACAAGUUUGCCAAGGAUUCUGCGGUGAAGAACAACAAAGCAUUUGGACACGACUUUAACCCCGGUCCAUCUGCUCCUCGGGCUUAUGGCACUCGUGAUGCUGAACCCAAUGUCAUCGGCCCCUUCUACAACCUCGAAGGUCUCAUCACUCACAUUGUUGUUCAGGGGGCAGCCACCGAGCACUCUGAUGACAACGCUGAUACUGAUGAAGCGCUUGCUCCACCUAAGCCACAAAAGCAGAAGAGAACAAAGGCUUCAAAGCCCUCUGCUGCACCUAAAGCUUCACGUGCGAAGCCACUGGCCACUGCACCUCCUGAAGCAAGUGUGCAAUCUGAAGAUCUUUCUCGCAUCUCCAAAAGGACCGAGAAGUCUUCAAAGCAGAAGAAGCCCAUCCAGAUUUCUGGGCAAGAACUGCCCCAGCUGCCAUUCUGA
Molecule: messenger RNA, 1389 nt
Organism: Aegilops tauschii subsp. strangulata
Lineage: Eukaryota; Viridiplantae; Streptophyta; Magnoliopsida; Poales; Poaceae
Source: RefSeq, a predicted model, not a curated record